This is a messenger RNA of Phodopus roborovskii (desert hamster), 857 nucleotides long. It is a transcript of the gene Chmp2a, whose product is annotated as charged multivesicular body protein 2A. The record is from RefSeq and is a predicted model, not a curated record. Gene Ontology annotation, cellular component: multivesicular body; ESCRT III complex. The transcript is spliced from 5 exons. NCBI's taxonomy places the organism in Eukaryota, Metazoa, Chordata, Mammalia, Rodentia, Cricetidae. Gene Ontology annotation, biological process: endosome transport via multivesicular body sorting pathway; late endosome to vacuole transport; protein transport. The coding region runs from base 116 to 784 and encodes 222 amino acids.
GACUACUCAUGCGAACCACUUACCGGCCUCUGUUUCUGCCUAUUGCUCUCCUGGGCCUUGCACUCUGCAGCUAGGUCUGAGUCUGCCCCAGACCUGCUGGUGUACUCCAACCACCAUGGACCUGUUGUUUGGGCGCCGGAAGACGCCUGAGGAACUACUUCGGCAAAACCAAAGGGCCCUGAACAGAGCCAUGAGGGAGCUGGACAGGGAGCGGCAGAAGCUAGAAACCCAGGAAAAGAAAAUCAUUGCAGACAUCAAAAAGAUGGCAAAGCAAGGUCAGAUGGAUGCUGUUCGAAUCAUGGCAAAAGACCUGGUGCGUACACGGCGAUAUGUACGCAAGUUUGUGUUGAUGCGGGCCAACAUCCAGGCUGUGUCCCUCAAGAUACAGACACUAAAAUCCAACAACUCAAUGGCACAAGCCAUGAAGGGUGUUACUAAGGCCAUGGGCACCAUGAACAGACAGCUGAAAUUACCCCAGAUUCAGAAGAUCAUGAUGGAGUUUGAACGGCAGGCAGAGAUCAUGGACAUGAAAGAAGAAAUGAUGAAUGAUGCCAUCGACGAUGCCAUGGGUGAUGAGGAAGAUGAAGAGGAGAGCGAUGCUGUUGUGUCCCAAGUCCUGGAUGAGCUGGGACUGAGCCUCACAGAUGAGCUAUCAAACCUCCCUUCCACUGGCGGCUCACUCAGUGUGGCUGCUGGUGGGAAGAAAGCAGAGGCCACAGCCUCAGCCCUGGCUGAUGCUGAUGCAGACCUGGAAGAGAGGCUCAAGAACCUUCGAAGGGACUGAAUAACUCUCCAAAGAAUGGACUCCAUGCCCAGGGUCUUCUCCCUGUCCCCUCUGAAUAAAGAAAUUCAGACAU